UCUUUAUCUUGCAGAGGUGCGCUAUCUUCCGGUGUGAAGUAGAAUUCAAUUUACUGUUGUGUUUUGUUUUAUUGCUGCCGUACAGUUCCAUUCACAGAUGUACAAUGCAGUAAGUGAAAAAAAUUAACUGUAGCUAGAGCAGGUGUAAGUUCGUUCACAUCAGGUUUUUAAUCAUGGAUAAAUUUGUAGUUCGGUUACCAAAGGCAGACAGGGUGAAACAGGAACCGAAACAAGAGAGGAAUUACAAGCAAGCGACCUUAGAGUCUCUGCGGAGAGUGGUCGUGAUUGAAGACAUUGAAAGGUACAGGUCAAUCCUUGAACUGCCUGGCCAGCCUAAAGAAAAUAUGAUAGAAGCCUUGAAUGAGCUAGAUAAGAAAAUGCCUUCCAGAGAAGUCCUGAAGACUACCAGAAUCGGACACACAGUUAACAACCUACGCAAACACUCAGAAGAUCCUGAAAUCAAGUCACUAGCAGGGGAGGUGUAUAAACACUGGAGGACCUUCAUUGAGGAACAUGCAAAUAAACCUACCAUAGAAGUUCGCUGUGACAAACAGACAGAAAGUUUGAGGAGCAAUGCAAAGAAACUGCUAUCUGAAGCCACAGGGCUGAAGGUGGAGCAUGGACUGGUGGAGAACAUAGAGAGAGAAGUUUUUCACCAAAGCUCUCGACUUGUUAGUGGAGCAUACAGAAGGACUGUGAGGGCUCUUGUCUUUGCACUGAAAAAUAGGCCUGACUUGAGAGCACAGGUCAAGGAUGGCAAACUACCAGUUAAUAAAUUUGUAAGCAGUCACAAAAAGAAACUGUGAAGAACUGAAAAAUUCAAAUAUGGGACCUCAAGUAAUUUUUUUUUUUUUUUUUUUUUUUUUUUUUUAACUUUCAGUCUUGUUCUUAAAUACAACAUUUGACUUUUAUUUACAUCACAUUUAUCAGAAUGUUCUUUCCAAAACGGUACAAAAUAGAGAUGUAUCAAGUCCUUAUGUAUGCAUUGUGUGGCACACCUAUAAAAGCACCAACCACACAAUAGCAAUUAACAUGAGGAUCACAGCGAGAACACAGAUGCUGAUGAAGAUGAUGUCACUGGUCUCAUGAGGUUCACUUUCUUCAUCGACAUUCUUGUUGUUUGAUUCCUUGGCCAGACGGGCCAGUUCAUUGAGCCGGUUACGCUCCUCAACUGAGAUGAUGUUGACCAUUGCCAUCUUCCUCUGGGCGUCACAUUGCACCUCAUACUCCUGAAUAUUCUGCAGCGGUCCGUCUGAGUAGUCGAUAUAAAGUGAGUUCACCAGCAUGGUGAUGUUUUGACGUUUCUACAGAAGAUCACAGGAUAUGGUGCAACAUUAAUUUUAAUUUAAACAAAACCAUAUUAAAUCUGGUCUCUAAGCUGAUGUAAGAUAUAUCAGAUAUUCGCUAACAUCAGCCACUGAAUUAGACCUAAAUUUAAGACUGUUGUUGAAAAAGGUGUAGGGCAGUAGAGGUGUUUUAAAUGUGGUAUCCCAAGAAAUCACUGCAUGAGGGUCUCUUUGUCUUAUAUACCUGUCCAGCGGUUCCACAGUUGACAAAACGGGCUAGAAUUUUGUAGGAUGUUUCUGUCAGCUGGGCCGAACAGGAUGGAUUCCCAAGAUAAAUGUUCUCACGGUCAAGCUGGGGCAAAGCCUCUCUGGAGAUCUGAAUCUGAAACUCUGUUCGGGUGCAGCUUACAUUGACUGGGACCACUGCAAGACACGAACCAAAACAAAAUAACAUAUUCAGGUUGAGUUCAAUGUGGUGUUUACAAUAAUUAUGUGAAGAACGUAACAAUUCUUUGAGGAAUAUUUUGAGGUAUAAAUGCAAUUCUCUUUUGCCAAACAAUGUGAUAUGUGAUUGUUUUAAAUAAAUAUGUUCACACAGACUAUUAA
This is a messenger RNA of Cyprinus carpio (common carp), 1892 nucleotides long. RefSeq names its product transcription elongation factor A (SII) N-terminal and central domain containing 2 (gene tceanc2). Gene Ontology annotation, cellular component: nucleus. Lineage: Eukaryota; Metazoa; Chordata; Actinopteri; Cypriniformes; Cyprinidae. The record is from RefSeq and is a predicted model, not a curated record. Gene Ontology annotation, biological process: DNA-templated transcription.